AUGUCGCCUGUUUUGAUGCCGUUAUAUAUGGGUCAUCGAGAAAAGUGGCCAACACGAGUAGCCACAGGGUGGCACCGAUUGGAGCAGUCCCACAUUGAUGCUAAAACAGCAUGCUUGCUUUUCAUUUCUGAUAAUUCUUCCCUGCUGUUGGCAUUCCUCCUGGUGAUACACAAAUUUAAGCCUAGCUAUGGCCAUUUGCCGUUGUUGUAA
Cercopithifilaria johnstoni is the source of this 210-nucleotide messenger RNA. NCBI's taxonomy places the organism in Eukaryota, Metazoa, Nematoda, Chromadorea, Rhabditida, Onchocercidae. The record is from the annotation of a GenBank genome assembly.